ACCCCUCGGCGCGUGCGCGGCGGGCGCACCCGGGUCGGCGCGCGGGGCCGCGGCGGGAGAGGCUGGCGAUGGUGCUGGAGACUCUGGCCCGCAUCGUCAAGGUCCAGCUGCCCGCGUACCUCAAGCGCCUGCCGCUGCCCGAGAGCGUCGGCGGCUUCAUCCGCCUGACAGUUUCAGAAUGGCUGCGGUUACUGCCUUUCCUGGGUGUGCUGGCCUUGCUCGGUUACCUUGCUGUUCGUCCCUUCCUCCCCAAGAAGAAACAGCAGAAGGAUAGCUUGAUUAACCUCAAGAUCCAGAAGGAAAAUCCCAAAGUAGUGAAUGAGAUAAACAUUGAAGAUCUGUGCCUCACUAAAGCUUACUGCAGGUGUUGGCGUUCAAAGACGUUUCCUGUCUGUGAUGGCUCCCACAACAAGCACAAUGAAUUAACAGGAGAUAAUGUAGGUCCACUAAUACUCAAGAAGAAAGAAGUAUAGCAGAUGCUUAAUCUAGAUCAUGACUGAUAAAAUGUCUUUUAUACUGUUGUAGUUGCAAGGGACAGCAUUUUAUUAUGUGAUUGGUAUGAUUUAGUUUCAUGGUUGCUGUAGAUUUCUUUUUGGAAUAAACUGCAUUUAGACAGUGAUGAAUUUGUCACUAUUUUGGUACCUUAUUCUGAGAAGAAUUUUGCCUGCUCUGUAAAACUGUAAAGUACCUAUCUCUGUAAAUAAGUCGUUUAUUUCAAUAAUAAAUUGACUUUCUACAACUA
This is a messenger RNA of Oenanthe melanoleuca, 742 nucleotides long. It is a transcript of the gene CISD2, whose product is annotated as CDGSH iron sulfur domain 2. The record is from RefSeq and is a predicted model, not a curated record. The transcript has 3 exons. NCBI's taxonomy places the organism in Eukaryota, Metazoa, Chordata, Aves, Passeriformes, Muscicapidae. Gene Ontology annotation, molecular function: 2 iron, 2 sulfur cluster binding. The coding region runs from base 69 to 473 and encodes 134 amino acids. Gene Ontology annotation, biological process: autophagy of mitochondrion; regulation of autophagy. Gene Ontology annotation, cellular component: intracellular membrane-bounded organelle; mitochondrial outer membrane.